Engraulis encrasicolus (European anchovy) is the source of this 3144-nucleotide messenger RNA. It is a transcript of the gene ccdc126, whose product is annotated as coiled-coil domain containing 126. The transcript is spliced from 3 exons. The record is from RefSeq and is a predicted model, not a curated record. Gene Ontology annotation, cellular component: membrane. Bases 1251 to 1814 code for a protein of 187 amino acids. Lineage: Eukaryota; Metazoa; Chordata; Actinopteri; Clupeiformes; Engraulidae.
AGGAAACUGACAUGAUAAAGCAGUGUUUGUGCAUUUGGCCCGUGUUUUUAUCCACUCGUUUGGACAUGCGAAGUUAUCAGUACGGACACCGGGAAUGCCUAUAAUUUACUCCGUUGCUGUUGGAUUGAUGAGGUUGUUAUUUGGGGAGGACUGUGGAUAAAUUAUGCUGUAGUCAGCUGGUAGAAGUCGAUCGCCUUCGCUGUUGCUUGACAGCGGCUGGGCAAAAAAAAUGUUCUGCCGUUGAGAGAAAGCGACGUCUCCUGAAGAGAAACGGCACCUAAUGGAAUAAAACAAGUCAGUCUGGCCUUGGCUGCCAUUGUGUCCAAUCCCAGUCCCUCUUCGCCUUCCGUCGCCCCUCACCCCUCACCCCGACCCUCUACCCACAUUCCCAUAAGCUACGGGGGCAGAGAUCCAUCGCCGCGCCAUCCACCCGCCCUCCGACCUUGACAUUGACCGCGACCUUUCCCCUGACCUCUGGAACCCUUGUUCCUUCGAAGCGUCCGCUAGACCUCUAACCCAUUCCCCGUCCUGUGCCCCUCUUUCUCCCCCCAGUAUCCAUCUCCCUACUACAUCCUCUCCACCUUCUCCAUCAGUCAGGAUCGAUAUACCUUCCUCUCUCCACAACCCUGCAUACCUGUCUUCCAAACCCCCCAACCUCCCCCUCACAUCCCCCAAGAAUACCUGCUGUAUUUCCAUACCCCUGCAUAGCUGUCAUUCUUAACCCCUGUCAUCCCACCCCCCACCCCUCUCCACACAACACCGCCAGGUUUACCUGGUCUCUUACCCCAGCCUAGCUGUACUCAUCCACACCCCUGCAAAGUCUCCUCCAUAUCCCACAAUUCUUAUGCACACACGGAGCCCUCUGCAACCAGCGAUCAUCUAACAAGCCCCCAACCAGGGACGAAUUAUCCAUAAGGGCCAGUGGCACAGUGCCCAGGGGCACCAACCAUUUACAGCCAGUAAGGGGGAACCACAUGACACAAGUCUUACAAAUAUUGUUCAUAAGGGGGGCACCUGCAAGGUGUAGUGCCCGGGGGCACCACAGUGUCUUAACACGGCCCUGCCCCAACUCCCUCUGACCUUUUGAUCCCCCUCCCCCUUCAUUCCUAACAUCCACUGCACACCUGCUCCCACCCAGCACUUGUGUGUGUGUGUGAGAGCAACUGAAAGUGUGUGAGUGGGAUUGUGUGUGUGCGCGCUUGUGUGGUGUUAGAGCGUGUGUGGUGUGUGUGUGCGUCUGAGUUGUGUGAAUGAGGGGGAUGCUGCGUGUGGGCCGCAGGAACAUGUCCCAGAAGCUGAGCGUGUUCCUGGUGGUGGUGGGCCUGUGCUGGGGCCUGCUGCUGCUGCACUACACCCUGAGGCGGCCCAGCCACCAGAGCAGCGCACAGCUGCGCCAGCAGAUCCUGGACCUCAGCCGCCGCUACGUCAAAGCCCUCAGCGAGGAGAGCCAGGACCCCGCCACAGGACCGCAGGGGACUUCCAUGGCCGGAUACGCGGAUCUGAAGCGGACCAUCGCGGUGCUCCUGGAUGACAUCCUGACGCGGCUGGUGAAGCUGGAAGGGCUGGUGGACUCGGCCGUCAACGCCUCCUCGGUGGCCAACGCCUCCUCUCCCCACGCAGUAGCGGGGCCCGGGGGCCUCGUGGUGUCCGCCCUCUCGUCACCGCCGGCCUCCCUCCAGAGGCUGCUCAAGAGGGACCUCCACCACAAGGACACCUUGGCCCAGCAGCAGCCAGCUGCCAGACACCCCAAAACAGAGGCCCACGCAGCCAAGCAGCAAUCACACACUCCACACCGAACACACACCAAAAGUUGAUACGGGACUUGAUGUUGACUGUGUGUGUAGUGUGGGUGUGGGGUCACUCUACACUGAACACAUACUACAAAGUUGAGACUGGACUUGAUGUUGACUGUGUGUGUGUGUGUGUGUGUCUCUGUCUACAUGUAGUAGUGUGUAGUGUUUGUGUGGCGUCACUACACUGAACACAUACAACAAAGUUCAUACGGGACUUGAUGUUGACCGUGUGUGUGUGCCUGCGUGUGUGGUGUGGGUGUGGGGUCACUCUACACUGAACACACACCAAAAGUUGAGACCGGACCUGAUGUUGACUCUGUGUGUGUCUGCGUGUGGGUGUGGGGUUACUCUACACUGAACACAUACUACAAAGUUGAGACUGGACAUGAUGUUGACUGUGUGUGUGUGUGUGUGUCUCUGUCUACAUGUGUAGUGUUUGUGUGGCGUCACUACACUGAACACAUACAACAAAGUUCAUACGGGACUUGAUGUUGACCGUGUGUGUGUGCCUGCGUGUGUGGUGUGGGUGUGGGGUCACUCUACACUGAACACACACCAAAAGUUGAGACCGGACCUGAUGUUGACUCUGUGUGUGUCUGCGUGUGGGUGUGGGGUUACUCUACACUGAACACAUACUACAAAGUUGAGACUGGACUUUAUGUUGAUUGUGUUGUGUGUCUGCGUGUGUAGACAUAUUACACACCAAACACACACACACACAAAUUUCAGACUGGACUGAUGUUGACUGGGUGUGCAGGCAUAUGCCACACAGUCACUCAAGUGGGGACUAAUGUAUUAUAUUGUGGGUGUGUGUGUGGGGUCCCUCCACACUGAACACACACACACACACACACACACACACACACACACACACACACACACACACACACACACACACACACACACACACACACACACACACACACACACACACACACACACACACACACACACACAACAAAGUUGAGACUGAAUUGAUUUCCACUGUCUGUGUGCAGGUGCCUAUUUGUGCAACUAUGAUCGCUGAGAAAAGAUUAACACUGCUUUUAAGACUGAUAAAUUGAAAUAUAUUAUUACGGUAUAUUUUUUAGAAGGACUCAAGUGCAGCAUUCAAUGUUUACUUAGCUUCAUAUUCCGCUUUUGUCUAUUGUUUGUCAUGGGAGGUAGGCCUAGCUAAUGCUUAAGCACUAUAAAAUAACGGGAGCCAGAACUGUGUGUGUGUGUGUAUAUGCGUGCGUGCGUGCGUGUUGAAAGAUACAUGUAUUUUUCCCAGUGUUUGGAUUUACGUUGGCUUGUAUGUCUCCCAUGACUUCUGAGGGCUCAAUGAAACACACCUUUGUUUGUUUUUUUA